UUCUCCCAAAGGAGCUUUUUUCAGGAGGCAACUGGACUUUCUUGUUUUUCUUUGAAGACGUUUCGCUUCUCCUCCAAGAAGCUUCUUCUGCUCUGCAACUGACUUUCUUCAGUUUACCACACACACACACACAAAAACCCGAACCGAAGAAGCUCAUUGGAUGAGAAGCAAAAUGUCCAUCCAGUUGCCUCUUGAAAAAAAAGCACCUCCGGGACGAUGGCGGGAGCCAGUUUUAAGCCAAGGGAGCUUUUCCAGAACACAAAACUUAGGCCGCACUUUCAUCGUUCGGAGAAAGGACCGUGCCAGACAUGCCUUUCCAAGCGUGGCAUAUGCUUUUUCAAAGCGGGGGAAGAUUUGGAGGCCUUUCGCCGUCAACCUAACGAUGUUGACGAAGCUUUUCAGCCUUUGUAAAAUAACAACAUCCCUGCCAGGGGAGAGGGGAAAACAAUAAUAAUAAUAAAAAAAAAGAUUUUGGACAAAGAGGAAAAAAAACAACAACACCCUGAUUUUAUUUCUUGUCGCUGCCAGCCAACCUCGUCUCCGCAGGCCAUCCGACUCACAAUUUUGAUGAUGCCCUGAUUAGAAAAAAUAAUUGGCUGACAAUCCAGCAGCGCCUUGGGAGAAAUGAACAACUCUUGGCACCAAAUGGCUCAAUUACAGGCCUCGCUUGGAGGGCAGCUUGUGGGUGGGAGGCCUGCAGAGCGAGGGGGCCGGAGAGCCCCCCACCUGCAGCAAUAUUGGGGGGGCGCAGCGUUACGGGGCUCCAAAUAUAACUGAUGCAAACAAUAUAAAUACGGGGCCGGGAUGCAGCCAGGACACGAGACACAAACAGCAAGAAGGCAAAGACAACAGGAGCACGCUCAGUUGCCAAGCCUUUUAAGAUGCCUGCCGGGAUCCUUGCGGUGUCUCUCUUUUGCCUUCUCACCUGGUCUUCAGCCUGCUACAUCCAGAACUGCCCCCGAGGAGGAAAGAGGUCCAUGCCCGAUGCAGAAGUCCGACAGUGUAUCCCUUGUGGCCCUGGCAACAGAGGAAAGUGCUUCGGGCCCAACAUCUGUUGUGGAGAAGAGAUGGGCUGCCAUUUUGGGACUUCGGAAACUCUGCGUUGCUUGGAAGAGACCUUUCUCCCUUCUCCCUGCGAGGCUGGUGGGAAGCCCUGCGGGGCGGGCGGGCGAUGCGCAGCCCCUGGCAUUUGCUGCAAUGAUGAGAGCUGCGUGUCCGAUGUUGCCUGCGGAAAUGAGAACGGCGAGAGAGGACGGAUGUUUCCGGAAAGGAAUUUGACCAUGUUGGACGGCUCGGCUGGAGAUCUCCUUCUCCGACUGAUGCACCUGGCAAACAAGCAACAACAAGGAAAACCACAAUUUUAUUAAGGUGUCGGAGAGCCGGCGUUUCCAUUGGCGUAACGGGCUUAGAACCUGAAGCACCCCUAAAGUGACCCAAAGCCUAUAACCGUUUAAGAAUAAGAUGUAAA
Molecule: messenger RNA, 1468 nt
Organism: Crotalus tigris (Tiger rattlesnake)
Lineage: Eukaryota; Metazoa; Chordata; Lepidosauria; Squamata; Viperidae
Product: vasotocin-neurophysin VT-like
Exons: 3
Coding region: 882-1367 (161 amino acids)
Cellular component (GO): secretory granule; extracellular region
Molecular function (GO): neurohypophyseal hormone activity
Source: RefSeq, a predicted model, not a curated record